Messenger RNA from Amphimedon queenslandica, 510 nucleotides. Its product is annotated as sorting nexin-14-like. The transcript has 6 exons. The coding region runs from base 29 to 469 and encodes 146 amino acids. The record is from RefSeq and is a predicted model, not a curated record. NCBI's taxonomy places the organism in Eukaryota, Metazoa, Porifera, Demospongiae, Haplosclerida, Niphatidae.
CAAGCAAACUUGUAAACUUUUCUCUUAAAUGGAAGCCAGGAGAGAAGAGAUUGACACUAGCCACACUCGCUUCAUAGAUGCUGCAAACCCUUUAUUCUAUUCACUCUCUGUUGUAUUAAUCUUCUUCACUUUGCUAUCGUUGAGUUGGCCACUUGUUGCAUUAUGGAGUUGUGGAUUUGGUGUUUUAGGAGCUUAUCUCUUGUUCAGGAAUAGAAAAUUGGUUCCUAAUCUUUUACUUCAUCUCAGACCAGUUGUUAAUGUAGAGGAAGAUGGUGACAGUUCAGUUAAAGAUUUAAUGUGUCCAGUUUGUUCUAACGCAAACUGCUCACGUCAUAAAGUACUUAAACCCAAUGAUUGUGACGUUUCAAUGCCAUGGAAAGAUCUUAGUGUUCCCGAAACUAUUGAUAAUUCGUUGUCUAAUUUUCUUAAUAUUAUAAUGGCAAGAUUCAUUACAACUUGGCACAAGUAAUUAUUAACUUUUUAUGCAACAUAAGUCAUGUAUAUGCAUCA